AACUUCAGACUAAACCUUGUACAAACAUAUUGCGUACAUAACCUCUUCGAUUUUGGUUAUAUACCCGUGGUGGCUGUCAAAACAUCUUCCGAUAGUCAUGUCGGAAGAAAAUCCAUCAAGUUCGGAAAAUAAUGGGAGAGAUGCUUCGACGCUAUCGGAAUUAUUCGACAAAGCGUUCGAGUCGUUUAACAAUAUCAAUAAAACAGAUGAACCUACCAACAGUUCUAAAAUUCAGUCUGAUAUCAGACGAGCCAUGAAUAUGUUAGAAGAAGCUACGAGGCUAGUCUCCAUAGUCGAUAUGUUUAGCCAGAACGAAAGUUUCGAAGAAGUGGCUACAGAAAACAUCAAAUACUUUUUACUGCCAGCGUUCCUUGGUACACUCACUACGAAAAUUUGUAAUACAGAUGACCGAAUGAACAUCGUUAACGUAGCCGAGAUUUAUUUUGUGGACUUUUUGAAACGCGUUAAGGCUUAUGGUUUGACCGACAUUCACAUACCGGAGAUUAAACCGGAGCGCGAGAACGAAAGCGUGCCUGGGAAGGUUCGAACGAACGCGGAGUUGAUUACUGAGAUGGUAAAUCGACGAAACACGAAACUGCAGAGGUUCAAAGAGCAAAAACAGUUGGAAUCGCGUCUGGAGAUAUUGAAGAAAAGUCUGCCCGAUCCAAACAUUGACGACGAAGUUAAAAGAGAUUAUUUCGUAACGCUUAUAAAAUUGUACGUGAACCUGACGAUAGAAGAGUUGAACUCGUUGGCAGCCGAAAAGCCAAUUUUGGAGCAUAUGAAAAAUAUGGGAAAGACCGAAACCAUGUCUGCCCAAAGCGUUUCGCAGAAACGUAAACCGUCCCCGCCAAAAUUACGACCGAUCAUUAUUACCCGAAAUGACGUCGAGAAGAAGGUGUUUGGAGCUGGUUAUCCUAGUUUACCCGUUCUCACCGUACAAGAAUUUUACGAACAACGUGUGAAAGAUGGAGACUGGCCGGGUCCUUUGCAGCAACAGCAUCAAACAAAUUCAAGAUGCUUGCAAGAUUUGGCAAACAGUAGUGAAAUGGAUAACGAAGAGCAAGAGGACAUUAAAAAAGAAGAAAUGAUCGAGGCAGAUGAUCCGGAGACCUUGAGACAAUUACGUGCCAUGGAUGAAUACAAAGAUACGCAUAGAAGAGGAUGGGGCAAUCGUGCUAAUAGAAGUUGAAUGGAAAUACAUAUAUAUAUCAAGAAUGUGCUAGCAAACAGGAUUUAUAUUUAAUUUGUCAGUUCUGUGUACAAUGUUUUAUCGAUAACUUUUGGAUGUUUACCAGAUUAAACCGGACUCUUAUCUUAAAGAUAAGAUGUGUCUUCAUUUUCUGAGAUCGAGGACGACAGCCCUCAAAGAUAACUGUAUUUGAUUAUGUUACAAUAGUUUGGAAUAAAUAAAAGAAUUACGCAUUCGUAAA
Molecule: messenger RNA, 1433 nt
Organism: Frieseomelitta varia
Lineage: Eukaryota; Metazoa; Arthropoda; Insecta; Hymenoptera; Apidae
Gene: Tap42
Product: immunoglobulin-binding protein 1b
Exons: 5
Coding region: 98-1192 (364 amino acids)
Biological process (GO): regulation of signal transduction; regulation of dephosphorylation
Cellular component (GO): cytosol
Molecular function (GO): protein phosphatase 2A binding
Source: RefSeq, a predicted model, not a curated record